AUCUCGCUCAUUUAUUGAAUGUUUCUUCACAUCAGUGCGCACUCGAGUUCGCCACACACACAGGGAGCGAGACACAAGAAGCAGUGCUCUCGAUCACACGGCGAUCUGAGCGCGCGCGCAGCCGGAUCAUUCAAAAUUUCAAAAUUCGAAUGUAACAGCAGCGGCGAGAUGCGACAUUAUAUCCGUCUGUCGGCGCUUUGAGCAACGCGCGUCACGCAGGAUGGAGAGGAAAUUUUGCUGAACUUAAAGCAGUUGUUUGUUUUUUUUAUUUGCUUUGCUUCAGACAUGGAGAGCUGACAGCUGAACGUGUGCAAGCGGAAGUACAACGACACACAGCCACAGGAGCCAUUAGAUCUACACAUUGGGUGACAUUUUUAGACCAUACCCGCUGUCCUCAGUCAUGGCUGCUUACGGACAGACACAGUACAGCCCUGCGUUACAGCCGGCCGGUCCGUACACACCGUACACACAUCACACACAGGGCUACAGCAUGACGUCCUACAAUAUUAAAACAGAAGAUGGUUUGAGUCAUUCACCAGGACAGAGCAGUCUGCUGGGAUACACGUCCAACUUCAGCGGCACUCCACCUGCUCAGACGCUCUACAGUUACUCUACACACGGCGGCAACAUUUCUUCUGGAAUUUUCCAGGGUGCUAACAGCAUCACAGGCUCAACGCCAUUCAGUCCUACACAGCAGGACUUCUCAACAUAUUCUAGCUACAGCCAAAGUCAAUAUUCGCCAUACUACAACACACACUACAACAGCCCGUACAUCACAACCAGCAAUAUCACACCCUCAGCCAUCACCGCGGCGAUACCCUAUCAGCACACAGAUCAUCCUGCUGUAUCGACCAAUCACAGCCCGGAAUUACACACAGAGUACCACACUCCCACGAGUCCUCUGACUCCAGGAAAGGAGCAGGAAGGCGCUCCAGCGAGACGCAGCUCAGAUGUUAAGCUGAGAGGCAGGAAGCGGGCCAAUGACCCCGUCCCCCCUCUGGACUCUGACAUUGAGAGAGUGUUUAUUUGGGACCUGGAUGAGACCAUCAUCAUUUUCCACUCACUCCUGACGGGGACAUUUUCCACACGCUUCGGCAAGGACUCUGGCAAGGCUGUUUCUCUGGGCUUGUGGAUGGAGGAGAUGAUCUUCAACUUGGCUGAUUCACGUCUGUUUUUCAACGACCUGGAGGAAUGUGACCAAGUUCACAUCGAUGAUGUGGCUUCGGAUGACAAUGGGCAGGAUUUGAGCACGUAUAACUUUGGCACGGAUGGCUUCCAGAGCCCAGCAGGUGGAGGCACGCUCUGCCUGGGUUCAGGUGUUCACGGCGGGGUCGACUGGAUGAGGAAACUCGCCUUCCGCUACCGCCGAGUCAAAGAGAUCUACAACACCUACAAGAACAAUGUAGGAGGUUUGUUGGGCAGUCCGAAGCGGGAAGAGUGGCUUCAGCUGAGGCGGGAGAUGGAGGUUUUGACGGAUCUGUGGCUGACGCAGGCACUGAAGGCCCUCGCUCUCAUCAACUCCAGACCGAACUGUGUGAACGUGAUGGUCACCACCACGCAGCUGAUUCCAGCGCUCUCUAAAGUGCUCCUCUACGGUCUCGGAGGAGCUUUUCCCAUCGAGAACAUCUACAGUGCCACCAAAACAGGUAAAGAAAGCUGCUUUGAGCGCGUGACUCAGAGGUUCGGCCGGAGAGCCGUGUAUGUGGUUGUAGGGGAUGGUGUGGAGGAGGAGACGGUCGCCAAGAAGAAGAACAUGCCGUUCUGGAGAGUGACGUGCCGUGCGGAUCUGGAGGCGUUGAGUCAUGCACUUGAGCUGGAUUACCUCUAGAGGGCAGCACCUGCUCGUCUGCCAAGAACUGCAGGACCAAUCAGCAGGGAGCAGCAAUCUUACUGGAAAAGUUUGCUUCAGAUCAAUCCAAGAAAAAAAAAGAAAAAUCUCUUUCUCGCUCUCCACUUGAGAGACUCAGCUCUUUCACCCAUUCGCUUUUCUUUACAACAGCACUGCACUGAAACCAAAGACCCAUCAACGAACUGAUUCAGAAAGCCUGUGUUCGGAUAACAUCCUAUCAUACUACUCAUACUAUUUCUGCAGUACGCAACAUAUAUACUGUGCACAGUAUGUGUAUUUUCUGUUUGUGCAGAAACCCAGAAGACAGUAGAGCACAAUGCAUGGAUAUCCCAGAAUGCAAUGCACUUGACUUGAGUUUUUACAUCUCAUCUCUUUGGACUGCCAAAAAAAUUAAACCCGUUCAUACAAAAACUGGAUUAAAAAUGCAAAAUAACUAUUUUUAUUUCUGAGAUGAUAAUUAGAGGUCCUGUGACAUUAAUGCAGCAAACUACUGUUUGAGAUGUUUAUCAUGAUGCAUAAUGUCUACUAUUUUUAUAUUAAGCAGUAUGCAGUGUAAACUGUGCAGUAUGCUGUAAUGUUUGUUAGUAUUGCUUUCUGAACAUAGCCGUUCUGAAACAACCCAUUUUACAGAUGAAAGGGGUGUCAAAAUAGAAGAUUUUAGCAUGAAAAAAAAAAGAUUUUGUAAAGCAUGAAAUCAUAUGCAUUUCCAUGGGGAAAAAAAAGACCCAAUUCAUAAGCAAAGAGAGGGGGGAAAAAAAGAAAAAGAAAAAGAUUUGAUAGAAUUUUAUGUAAUCAUAACUGAUUUUUUUUUCUUGCAAUAUCAUAUUAAAUAGACUGAAUAUCGCACCAUACAUAAAACUAAUCAUUAAAUAAAUGUUAACUGAAUUAAAAUGAAUUGAGACAAAAUUAAGAUGUGCUGUUGUACUAAAACUGCUGAAAAACUAACCCCUCACGUUUUAUACGAGUUCAAAGUACUGCAAAUCCACUGUUUGAAUGAUAAACCCAUGAAACUAACCAUGAAAUUUGCCAAAGUAUUGUAGCAAAUGAUACUGCUACUGGUACUAAAAGAAAAGACAUGAUUAACUUAUGAAUGUCAGUGUCCUGUGAGUCUCAGACUUCUUUUCUUCAUGUGUCUCUGACGUGUGCCUGGAUCUUCAUGUGGUUAGUUACUGAUGUAUAUUUGUUACUUUGCUGAAGUUGAUGUACUGUAUACUGUAUGUGUCGCUCUGAUCUGCAUGUGCUCUUCACAACUGCUUCUGUUCGCUUUGAUUUGUAUAUAAGGUUUUAUUGUUGAUUAUUUCUGGGCUUAUUAUAAUAGAAUAAAGAUAAAUUAAUUUCA
Molecule: messenger RNA, 3188 nt
Organism: Cyprinus carpio (common carp)
Lineage: Eukaryota; Metazoa; Chordata; Actinopteri; Cypriniformes; Cyprinidae
Product: protein phosphatase EYA2-like
Biological process (GO): multicellular organism development; cell differentiation; positive regulation of DNA repair
Cellular component (GO): nucleus
Molecular function (GO): protein tyrosine phosphatase activity
Source: RefSeq, a predicted model, not a curated record